Messenger RNA from Schistocerca piceifrons (Central American locust), 3164 nucleotides. It is a transcript of the gene Vps16B, whose product is annotated as spermatogenesis-defective protein 39 homolog. The record is from RefSeq and is a predicted model, not a curated record. Lineage: Eukaryota; Metazoa; Arthropoda; Insecta; Orthoptera; Acrididae. Gene Ontology annotation, biological process: intracellular protein transport; vacuolar transport. The transcript is spliced from 12 exons. The coding region runs from base 458 to 1825 and encodes 455 amino acids. Gene Ontology annotation, cellular component: cytoplasm.
CAAAGUACAUCGCUGCCGAGUGGGAGGUUUCGUGUUGAUGAUAUGUGUAGAGUUGUUUAUUUUGAUUUUGCAGUAUGGCUGGAUUGGUUUGAAAUAAUACAUGAAACGUCAUAACAAUAUUAUUCGUGAUUGCUGUUCCACUACUACUAACUAUUAUCUGCAUUUUAUCGUAGUACUAUGUAUAGAAUCCGCGUUCUUGUUUUUUAGAAACUAGAAGAACAUAUUUUUUUGUUGUGGUACAACGCCAUGUAGACAGCAGGUGAUUAUAGUCGGGUUUUGUAAUGCAGAUAUAACGUACAACAACUUACUAUGACAAGCAGUGCAGCUUGUGUUAGAGAAUGGCUAGACCCAUCGUUUGUGUGGGAAACUGUUGAUUGAUUUGAACUUUGAACAGACGGCACCAAGUAUACUUGUCACACACAAGGAAGUGAACAACCCAAGCAAGUUUACGUCAGAAAUGGCAACACGCAUCGAAGAUGAAGAUUACUGGAAUGAUAGUGAAACCAGUGCCAGGGCAAAAGCUUUUAACUUCGAAGAUGAAGAUUCUAGCAGCCAACUUUGUGGUGUAUCCAGAAGUGGAACUGCAAGGUUAUCACAGCAGGUUCGAGCUGAAAUUGGACAAGAUGGCAGUUGUUUUGAUGCUGACUCCAUUUCAGGAAUGCUGUCAAAAAUAUCUGCAGUGGAUCCCAAGAAAUCUCAGGCAGCACCACUCCUGUCAUUAAUAUCAGAACAGUCUCUGAAUUGCAUUUUAGAUGCUGGGAAACAACAUUCAUUUGUGGUUAAGGGUAGCAGAAGCCCUGAAGAAGAAUUGCAAGUGUUGCGGAAAGAAGUUGAGGAUCACUGGACACCCCUUCCUGUACGUCAUACAAUUACAAAAAUGCUGCUUGGACAGCGUUAUUCUCUGGAGCUUUAUCGUUCAUUAGACAGUAAGAAGGAACUUCUAGAUGAAGCCAUUGCACUGGGUGAUGGGAAUGCGGUGCUUGCUGUUGUUCUUUUUCUUGUUCGCACCCUGAAGAAAUCACUCUUCUACAGCAUACUUGCAACUCGUCCAGCAGCCGUUUCCCAAUACGUGCAAUACCUUACAACUCGUAUGGAGGUCCAGGAACUUACUGAUUUACUAACAAUGCUGGGGCAAAACAGAGAAGCAGCAAUGAAACAAUUCCAUCUCGCUGUUAGAUAUACUUCCAAUGUUGAAAGGAAAAUUCAGAAGCUUCGAUUCUGUGCAAAAAAUUACUUUAUCACUGACGGAAUUGACCGAAGAACAGUUUUGAACUAUGUUCAGCUACUUGAAUGGCAACAAGCUGUUUCUUCGAAUGAGAAUAACAUCAUAAAUAAUUCAGUUCUUGAUUCACUGGCUUACGUUUGUAAACAUUACUGGGAUGAACCAAAGGGAAACUUAUUUUCACCGUUAACUUUAUGCCAGCAACAUGGAAUAAGCGAAAAGCAGUUCCAGUGGACAGCAUUAACCGUGCGUGCUUCAUUGCAUGCAUGGGAUGACAUUGAAGCCCUCUUAUUUACAAAGAGUUGGCUUGGUGGGAAGAAAUUGAAGACUGCUGUUCCUGUGGAGCCGCUUAUGUUGAAGCUUCACGAACUUGGUGCACCAAAUGAUGUACUGUGUAAAUAUUUGGCUUUCAUAGACAAUACUGGGAAACGACUAAACAUUGCUCGUAAACUACAAUGCCACAGAACUGUUAUUGAUAUCUUUACUGAACAACGAGACAGGCAAUCACUAAUUAGUUACAAAGCCAUAUUAGAUCCUCAGUCAGAUGACUACUCUUACGCUGAGGGUGCCCUUCAGUCUUCAACUAUAAAAUGGAAAAACUGAAGGAAUGAUGAAAAUUAUUCCUUUGACAAUUUUGUGCAGUAUGUUCACCAGCUGGUUGAGAGUAAGAAGCACAUUACUCACUUCUAAUUAGAGCCCACUCAUCAUCUGCCUGGUGAUUUGUGUACUGAAUCGACGUCCCAUACAACUCUGCUGUGGAAUGACGUUCACCACCUCAUCUCCUAGCUGCUGACAUGCAGAGCUGACUACCCAGUGUAUGGUGCAGUUAACAGAUCCUUUGUGCAAGGCAUGCAUAGUUGUAAACUUUCUGCAGAUUUCAGCUUGCCUCAGAUCAGGAUCAGGUAGUUGUGUCCAUGUUACACAGCUUGAUAACUGGCUCCUAGCUUGCCUCAGUGUCAGAGUAUUCCUUAGGCCAUAGCUGGACUGCCCAUCUGUAAAUGCAUCCAGGGUUGAAUCACAUUACAAUAGCAAUAUUCAUAAAUCUUUGUUCUGUAAAUUAAUAAUUUCAUUCAGUUACUAGCCAUGUAAGUAAUCAAUUUAUUUUAUGAUGAAAAUGAGUUGAAAGUAAUUUUUUGUGGUGGAUUGCAAAUCUUAAAUUGUUGGAUUAUCAAACAACAUAUUUUAUAUCUAAUGCUUCUAAGCUGCCAGCUACAAAAUUAUACAGAAGACCUGAAAUAAAAAUUGAAGAGAUACUAGACACUGAUGAAGUAACAUGCAAAAGAGUCAAAAUACUGAGAGAAAUAAUUCAGGCAUUAAGGAAGAGGGAUUAAAAUAUACUUGGAUAGUGUUUAUGAUGCUAUAGAAGCUGUUAAACAUUGUCAUACGAUAUGACUGUAAAAAAAUCUAUACAAAAUAAGAAUGUUAUACAGAGACAGGCAAGGAAACUACAUUCUGGAAACUUUAAUUUUCUUUUACUUAAGUAGUGGUUAAUAACAUUACAACCAAAGCAGUUAAUGCAACAGUAUAGAAUAUAUAAAAGCAGUUAAUGGUGCACAACUUGGAAACUAAUCACUCUCUCUCUCUCUCUCUCUCUCUCUCUCUCACACACACACACACACACACACACACACACACACAUAUGUCUGAAUGCCACGAACUUGCCUAGAACAAGCCUGAUAACUUGAGAAUAAUUAUUAGGAGCUGAGUGUUGUUUGGUAUUAUCAAUCAUUGUUAAAUACAUAUUUCUGGAAUAGAGUCAGAGUAAGGACUUUGUUAUUUAUAUGUUAUUUUUUGUACUGUUAUGCACAGCAUAUGUGUGUGAAGAAAUAUUUGUAUUCCUAUUACAUACUGAAUCUCAUAAUGUGCCACCAGAAUAGAUAUUGAAACAUUUUUAAAAGUUUUAUGUUAUUUUUUUAUAAAUCAUUACAAGUGGUGCAACUCA